CGCCGGGUGAUCGGACGGAAUCGGCACACGCGGCUUCUCCGCGAUAAUCUGCACAAUUUAACGCCGAGGACCCGACUGCGACAUGGGCAUCGGCAGCCUGUUCAUCGUGAACAACAAGACGGAGACCCUCUGCGCGGUGAAGCACUGGGGUCCCGCGGUGAACCCCAACGCGGUGUGCGAUAAGGUCUUCGCGGCGCUCAGGGCGAGCGCCAAGGAGAACCUCUUCGCGGACGUGCUCACCACCGAGGGCAAGCAGUACGUGUUUCACAUCACCCGCGGCGAGAUCACCUACGUGGCGACCGCGGAGAACGAGACCGAACCCCUGAUGGUCAUCGAGUUCCUCACGCAGCUCCACGUCGUGUUGAAGGCCUACUUCGGCGACCAGAUCACCGAGACGGUCCUCCAGGAGCACCACGUCACGCUGUACCAGCUCCUCGACGAGAUGCUCGACUCUGGCAUCCCCGUCAACACCCACCCGGGCGGACUCAAGGUGUUGGUGCCCCCGCCCAACAUGCUCAACCGCGCGACGAGCAUGAUCUACGGCCACGCGGGCGUCCUCGUAUCCGACCAGGACCCGAGCAAGCUGUUACCGCUGCCCUGGCGGAGCAACAACAUCAAGUACGCCAGCAACGAGAUCUACGUGGACGUGGUGGAGAUGGUGGACGCGACGCUCGACGCGGAGGGGCGCGUGCUCACGUCCGCCGUGCACGGCACCGUGGAGUGCAACUCACGCCUGAGCGGCAUGCCCGACGUCUCCCUGUCCAUGUCCAACUCGCACCUCAUCGAGGAGUACUCCUUCCACCCAUCCGUGCGACUCAGCCGAUUCGCGGCGGAUCGCGUGGUGUCCUUCGUGCCCGCGGAUGGGCAGUUUUCCCUCAUGCACUACAAGGUGAGACCGCCGCCGUCGAAGAACGACAACGUGUGGCAGCCCAAGUACAUCAAACCCAACGCGUGGCAGCAGAGCAAGAUGCAGAACAUCGGCGGGUCCAUCAACGCGCAGCAGGUUCCGCUGCCGAUUUACGUCAGACCGCAGGCCACCUUCGGGCCCACGCAAGGACGCGUGUCCAUCGUGUGCGGCACCAAGCCGGCCUUCGACGAUAAGACCAAACCGGUGGAGAACGUGUCGCUGGAGGUUCGCCUGCCCUCGCGCGUCAUCUCGGCGGAUCCCUCCGCCACGCACGGCAUGGCGACGUACGACGACGUCGGGCACUACGUGAAGUGGGUCAUCGACAAGUUCCCCGGAGAUAAGACCCCGUGCCUCACCGUGCAGGUGCAGCUCGUGAACAACGCCCCGAAGGACGGGGGUAAGGGCGGCGACGAGGAGGACGGAAACGAGAAGGCGAGGAAGAUGGUGAGCCUGCAGGAGCUGGUUGAGAUUCACGCGCAGUUCGCGGUGCAGGGCGCGGGUGUCUCCGGGAUCAAGGUUGAGUCGCUGCAGGUGAGGAACGAGAAGUACAAGCCGAGCCAGGGGGUGAGGUACCACACCAGGGCGGGACGCGUGGUCGUGAGGACUUGAUCACCGGAUUGUGCGGUGUAUUAUGACUUUUAGGCGUUGUCACGUGGAAUUCGCGCAUC
Molecule: messenger RNA, 1575 nt
Organism: Micromonas commoda
Lineage: Eukaryota; Viridiplantae; Chlorophyta; Mamiellophyceae; Mamiellales; Mamiellaceae
Product: clathrin adaptor complex protein
Exons: 1
Coding region: 83-1516 (477 amino acids)
Biological process (GO): endocytosis; intracellular protein transport
Cellular component (GO): cytoplasmic vesicle; clathrin adaptor complex
Source: RefSeq, a predicted model, not a curated record